Messenger RNA from Pipra filicauda (Wire-tailed manakin), 561 nucleotides. It is a transcript of the gene OCEL1, whose product is annotated as occludin/ELL domain containing 1. Gene Ontology annotation, cellular component: bicellular tight junction; apical plasma membrane; cytoplasmic vesicle. Lineage: Eukaryota; Metazoa; Chordata; Aves; Passeriformes; Pipridae. The transcript has 5 exons. Gene Ontology annotation, biological process: bicellular tight junction assembly. The record is from RefSeq and is a predicted model, not a curated record. Bases 1 to 561 code for a protein of 186 amino acids.
AUGAGACGGGCAGCGGGACCCAGCCCGGAGCUGCGGGAGCGAAGCCGGAUGCACCCGGGGCACCCCCGUCACCCCAAAACCGCCGGGAGCCGCUGGCCGAGCCCCCCCGCCCCGCCGGGACACCGGGACCACCCGCCGCCGCCAGCCCGUGCCAGGUGUGUCACCUUCGAGGACGAGGUGGUGCCACCGCGGGGACCCCCGGGGAGGGCCCGUCCUGCCGGGGAGCAGGAGAAGCGGGGGGACAGGUCUGUCGCCCCCCGACUGUCACCCCGACCGCGUGCCGUCCCCGACUACGUGGUGAGGUACCCGGCGAUCCUGAGCCCCCGGCAGCGGGAGGGCUACAAGGGCGUCUUCCAGGACCAGCUGGCGGAAUACGUGGAUCUGCACCGGGAGCUCCGCGCCACACGUCACCCCCCGGGCGGGACGGGCUAUUCCCGGCAGGAUUCAGCCUGGCUGGAGAAGCAGCGGCGCUGUGAGUACCUGAGGAAGAAGCUGACGCACCUCAAGGCGCGGAUCCAGGAGUACAAUCGUGUCACCCACCCCAGCGCCGGUGGCUCCUGA